AUGAUUAAAAUUCUCAAAUUGCCCACUUCCUCUUGUUUCACUAUCCCCUACCUGGUUUCCCUUAUGUUCUUUACCCCUUUCGAUUCCUCAAACUGUUUUAAUGCGGGGUUUGCUCAACGGGCUUCAGGCGUCGUUGUCUUUCAUGUGUUCUUUAUUUUGCUAUUUUUUUCCCUCUUCACGUCCAACAAAACACACCCACUCGAGCGCGAUCGGCCAACUGCGACCGACCCGGAAAUUAUGGCACCUCUUACGGUUAUUCAUGUCGUCCAUCUCUCGCUCGAUGAUGUGUCUCUUUUUGUCUUUUCGCGACUCAAAACUUCGGGAAACUCUAGCGGCAAGGAAGAAAACAAAUAUCGCUGUAAUUCGGUUGUCUUGUGGAACCAGCAUUCUCGAACUGUUCGCCUUAUGCCCACCAUUCUCCAGUAA
This is a messenger RNA of Penicillium chermesinum, 426 nucleotides long. RefSeq lists its product as uncharacterized. Bases 1 to 426 code for a protein of 141 amino acids. Lineage: Eukaryota; Fungi; Ascomycota; Eurotiomycetes; Eurotiales; Aspergillaceae. The record is from RefSeq and is a predicted model, not a curated record. The transcript has a single exon.